AUGGACUGCUAUUUCCGGCAGACCUGGGUCGACCGCCGCCUUGCCUACACCGGGGACAAGGAUACCCUAGCUCUGAGCAUUAGCAUGCUAGGCAGGAUAUGGAAGCCGGACACCUACUUCUACAACGGCAAGCAGAGCUAUCUUCAUACCAUCACCUCGCCCAACAAGUUCGUCCGCCUAUUCCAAGAUGGCAGAGUGCUUUACUCUUCCAGGUAA
Nezara viridula (southern green stink bug) is the source of this 216-nucleotide messenger RNA. NCBI's taxonomy places the organism in Eukaryota, Metazoa, Arthropoda, Insecta, Hemiptera, Pentatomidae. The record is from the annotation of a GenBank genome assembly.